UUGAAAUCUUUUAAUUACACAGUAAGCAUUGCUCCCUGCUGGCAGUCAGGUGAUGAUGAUGAUUCAUUUGCUUUUACUUUCAUAACUCAGUUUUAUAUCCCAACUGAGGAGGCUGUUGCAGAACUUUGACCUGCGGACACACUGCUCUUACAAGCAUCCUGUUUUUUAAUAAGUAGAGUAUACGUGUAUACCUGCCAAGAUACAAUUGUCUGUCAGACCUUGCGCUCCACUUUCAUUCUGAGUCAAUGUUUAGUUUUGAGCUCACACCUCUCUUGACUUCCUCCCUCCCAUUCCUCUCUCUCUCUCUCUCUCUCUCUCUCUCUCUCUCUCUCUCACUCACUCAAUGCUUGCCUGCCUCCUGAGCAAUAGAGCAAAGAAAACAAACCUGUUUGUCUGGCUGCAACCAGGAAACCAAUCAAAGAGUGUACCGAGAAGAGAGAUAGAGAGAGAGAGAGUGAGAGAGAGAGAGAGAGAGAGAGAGAGAGAGAGAGAGAGAGGUGACAUCAAGAAAGAGAGACAAAAGACAAGAAGCAACAUUUCAGGCAAUGACAGAAAACGUGUUUCCGCUGUGCUGUGAGUAGAAGUCUCAUCUCUGGUGACCCUGAAAAUGUAGGACUGCUGGAACCUUGGUAAGCAGAGUAUUGUGCUAAAUAGAGGGAGAUUCUGGCUAUGAGAAGGGCUAAAAGUGUAGAGUGGGCAGAACUGGAAGAGAAGGGAGUGGGAUGGUAAAAGUUGGAACUCUUGAGAGAGGGUUGAGUGUCAGUGUCAAACCCUUUCCUCCUUGUUUUCAGAUCAGUCUUUCUCCUGCUUGGCUCCUUGUGUUGUAUCGUUGCUGUUGUGGAAAUAUGUUUGGUUUUUCUUAAAUACAGCCAUUAUAUAUAACAGCUCUUGUGUUUUUGAAUUUUUCUGAAGAUCUGACAAUGGAGUGAGAUGCUACGAAUGGACAACUGUGGCUGUUUUGAGAGGAAACGUUCAGCUUUGAGUGCAUUUUUUUAAGACACUGUAAUUGCACAUGCUGUCCAUUUUUGGAUAAUGUAAUGCUGUUGGAUUAUUAAUUUAUGGAUCAAAGAUGGAUGCUGCCUGAGGAGGUUAGGAUGUGUGCUUUUCAGAUGAAACUGGGAACACACAAUAGCCACUGUAAGGAUAACAAAUGCCAGCUUAAACACUCAAAAACUUGAGCCAGUAAUAGCAGUUUUCUGCUUAGUAACUUUCACACGCAUUCAAAAAUUUUACUGUCACACCUCAAUAGGCGAGGCAGGACCAUUAUUAUCUUUUGACACUCCCCCACACAUAGUCACUGACAUUUAAGGUAGUCUUUCGUUCACACCAGUUUCAAACACACACCAAUGAAAUGAUGGCGGCAGCAGGUUCAGAAGCCUCCAAGAGUCCAAAAUCCAGCUCCCAGCCCCCUACCAGCGGAGACCGGCGGCUGGUGGACAAAGCUCUCAGAAGACUGGAUAAGCUCUACGAGUUGUGCACUAACCCUCGGCUGGGCCUGAGGAACAGUCCGCCAUACCUUCCAGAGCUGGUCUCUGAGACGACAACGCUGGUCACGCAGGUUUGGGAGCCAUACCAAGGCUCCAGGGUGGGCGGCAGCCAGGUGCCCCGGGGAGAUGAGGCCAAGUACCUGAGGGUCCAUAUGAGAAACCUGCUAGAUAAGACUGAGAGGGCCAUUCUACUGUUUAAAGAGGGGCGGGAGAAGAUAUUUGAGGAGACAUCAAGCUACAGGAGGAAUUUGACCAAACUGUCCUUGCUAUUCAGUCACAUGCUCUGGGAGCUGAAGGCCUUGUUUCCAGGGGGGUUCUUUCAGGGUGACACCUACAGGGUGACUAAAACAGAGGCUGGGGAGUUUUGGAGGCAUUCAUUUGGCAAUAAAUGUAUUGUGCAGUGGAAUAGUUUUAAAGAGCAGCUGCGAAGUGUGCAUGCAUUUGAGGAAGGGAUGGAGUCCAUGGCUCUGAAGUCAACCAUAGAUCUCACCUGUAAUGACCACAUCUCUGUGUUUGAGUUUGACAUUUUCACUAGACUGUUUCAGCCCUGGAGGUCACUUAUUAGAAACUGGAACCAGCUAGCAGUGACCCAUCCAGGAUAUAUGGCCUUCCUCACCUACGACCAGGUUGUAGCUCGACUGGAACACUACUUACACAGACCUGGGAGCUAUAUCUUCCGUCUAAGCUGUACAAGAAUGGGCCAGUGGGCUAUUGGCCACGUGACCAUUGAAGGUGGCAUCAUCCAGACCAUCCCUCAGAAUACACCUCUCUACCAGGCGCUCAUUGAGGGCUUCAAGGGGGGCUGCUACCUGUACCCAGAUGGCCGUGAUGUUAACCCCGACCUGACGAGCUUGAGUGAACCAACCCAGAGGGGCAAAGUCAGAGUUACAGAAGAGCAGUAUGAACUUUACUGUGAGAUCGGCAGCACCUUCCAGCUGUGUAAAAUCUGUGCAGAGAGGGAUAAGGACACUCGUAUUCAGCCUUGUGGCCAUCUCCUGUGCCAACCCUGCCUCAGAGGCUGGCAGCAGAAGUCAGCUGGCUACACCUGCCCAUACUGUCGCUGCGACAUCAGAGGAACGGAGUCCAUCCUCAUCCAGCCCUACGUUCCAGGCAACAGCCAAUGGGAGGAGGAAGAGGUGGACGAGACCGAGGAAGAAGAGGACCAUGAGGACAUUGAGGUUGUGGUAAAGGAAAUGGCUGCCCUGAGGAAGUUUUCAAGUUUGGAUUACCAGGUUCCCAGCUCCCACCUCAGUGGUCCACCUCUGCCCCCUAAAAACACCAUGACCCCACGCGGUCCAUCUCCCUCCAACCGAUCCAAGACAUCAGAAUCCAAGACACCAGCAAAAAACUCCAGGUCCCAUCCCGCUCACAGUGGCAAUGAAGCACACAGAAGACACAAACAGACAAACAGGAACAGGUGGCAGGAGGAAGAAUCACACAGCAGUGAGGAGGACAACGCUCAUGGGCUGAGACCGCCUCCGCCACAUUCACUCUCCCACAGCACUGAGCACCUGAGUACCACAGAAGCAAGGUUACCUUCUUCUUCUUCCCAGAUGGGUGUCGGCUGUGGAGCAAAUUGGCUCGGACCCUCCAGCCCAGUCAAACAGAGAAGAAAACAUAAGGAGAGAGAUGAAAGGAGACCAGGGCCCCGAAAAGAGGAAAGUGGCCUGGGAGAAAUGGCGAGAACAAUGUCAUCCUGACAGAAAAACAACAUCUGGAAUCUAAAGACUUUUUAAAU
Molecule: messenger RNA, 3225 nt
Organism: Thunnus maccoyii (southern bluefin tuna)
Lineage: Eukaryota; Metazoa; Chordata; Actinopteri; Scombriformes; Scombridae
Gene: cblc
Product: Cbl proto-oncogene C, E3 ubiquitin protein ligase
Exons: 13
Coding region: 1352-3187 (611 amino acids)
Biological process (GO): negative regulation of epidermal growth factor-activated receptor activity; cell surface receptor signaling pathway
Cellular component (GO): membrane raft; plasma membrane
Molecular function (GO): ubiquitin protein ligase activity; phosphotyrosine residue binding; SH3 domain binding
Source: RefSeq, a predicted model, not a curated record